This is a messenger RNA of Dreissena polymorpha, 1895 nucleotides long. RefSeq lists its product as uncharacterized. The coding region runs from base 661 to 1530 and encodes 289 amino acids. Lineage: Eukaryota; Metazoa; Mollusca; Bivalvia; Myida; Dreissenidae. The record is from RefSeq and is a predicted model, not a curated record. The transcript is spliced from 6 exons.
CCGAACAUUACGGUCACACAAUUUGUUAUUGUCAUGGGGCCAAUAGGCCAUUACAUUAAACUUACAGUUUAGAAUAUUUAACAAACAGUGGAAAACGUUGUGUUGAAAUUAGAUAAAUUUAAAUAAUGGUAAUGCACAUUGAAAAGCACUUUAUGUAUGCUUAUUAUUGAGUUAAAAAAAUUACGUCACAAUUUCUUUGUUUUCUAAUCUGGAAUAGGAUAAAGUUAAACGACGGGCGUAAUUUCAAGACAACUGGUUUUGUGAUUCUUAAAAGCGUUAGAUAACCCGGAAAACGCAGAGGACUGCGUGUGCACAGUGUAAUAAAAUCAAGCAACACCAUGUCGUGAAUACUGUCAGAUUACAAUCUAGACUAAGCGUCAGAUAAACCGGAAAACGCAGAGGACUGCGCGUGCACAGUGGCAUAAAAUCAAGCAACAUCAUGGUCGUGAUUACUGUCAGAUUACAAUCUAGUCUAAGAUUGGAGACUACAUAAGACUUUGACAGAUGGCGGGAAACCCUCAUGAACUGGAUAGAAGCCGGUAGAGGAAUGUCUGCGACUAAGCCGACGGCCACUGGAUAAGGGUUGUUGAUGAUUGGAGACUACAUAAGACUUUGACAGAUGGCGGGAAACCCUCAUGAACUGGAUAGAAGCCGGGGUAGAUGAUGGAAACGCAGACAGACAAAAGGAAUUCCUGGCGAUGCAAACGUUGCGGCAAAGAAGAUAUGGAGGAGCAAAUAAUGGGCCAUAUCCUUAAGCACCAUGUGGCAUUAGACCGGGUGCCAUUUAGUUGCAGUCUAUGCGGUUUCAGAUGCAACGACAAUAAAACUUUGGUCCGCCAUUUAAAGCACUACAGACGACACGUGGAGGAGGUAACCUCCCGGAAAGGCAGAAUAAGUCUAGACAAGGUUUUGCAACGGUCUGAGAACCCAUACUGGGUGAACAAGACGGACAUGGAGCCAGUACAAGGAUUAUAUGGGUGCUCCACCAUGUCUGAGUCACCAACAUCGGAGAAUGCAGGAUGCGACGAAGAAGGCUUCUUCGCGCCUCAGAAGGAGGAUGUGCUGCCAGCAUGGCUUCUCGACACUUCCACCACUCCCUCUGCUCCAGAACCUGAAGCACUCUCAACCCUACAGUCAUUUCGACGCGUGACUCCAACAAGUCAUGGUUUCGCCGACACAUCUGUCCGAGUAAGUAAAACGGCCCAAAGAAAUGUCUCUACCAUUGACAUUCUGGGUAAGGCUGCAAAAGUAAGUGGGAUGGUGCCUCCCCUGGACAUUUUGGCAAGUCCUGCCAAAAUCGGCAUACCCUCUGAUCGUACGUCCAGCAACCGUAACAGUUACGCCACACCACAAAUGGACGAAAACAUUUUGCAUGAGCUUCUUCCUGAUGAAAGUGACCGAGCUGACCCACUUUUUCAGGGCAUAGAUGAAGAUGAAGUACCCCGCAAAAGAGCCAGGGUUGAAGGGUCUUCUAGCGACGAAACGAGCCGUGAAGAUCCAAGCAAUGUUGUCACAAAUUUACAAAAUUAAACUUGAACUUUGGCAACGGAGUGCCAACCUGUUUUCCUACGGAGGGGGUAAUGAUGUGCCUUACACAUUGUUGUUCAGUUAACGAUAUGUACAUCAUAGACAUGUAGCACUCAUUGUUUUAAUGUACUUACCUGUUUACUUUAUUUCCUGAGCUAAACAUUAUCCAAUUCAUCUGAGUGUCCACAUCUCCAUUAUUUUGUUGAAAGUAACAGCGAGACAUCGGCGAGAAGGCGGUUUCAUAAACGCAUACUUGCCGAUUGAGAAUCACAUGCCAAAGAACGUUAAAUAUUUCCAUUAGAAUUGUGUCCUUUUGGCUUUUGUGUAUAUAAUACAAGGUUAUUAAAAUUAAAUGCUAUUAUAUCAUU